AGUAGAUUUUGGAGGCGAGCGCAAGUGAUUUCGCGAGCGACUAUCGAACGAAUGAAACCUGAUGAAACAGCGAAUUAAAUUCGGAGCCGACACUAUUUCCUAGGGAUACUCCCUAGACAGCUGUAUUAUAGUCAACUUUGCAAUUCGCAGUGCUAGUGCUACUGUCAACUGUCCGCGAAGCUUCCUCCCGAUGACGUCCGGAGCCACGACCCCCCUGUAGAGCUGUGUGGUGUUGUACCGUGUCGUGUCUCUCGUAUAUAUUAUAUAUAUAUAUACGCUCGCACUCGUUACUCCUUACUACAUCUGCUGUUAUCGCGCAGCCCACGACGAGGAGGAUCCCGACGUCGAUCUACGCCCCGCGACCGCUGUCAGGAGCUCCGGCGCACAGCUGAUGUCACGAGAGUCGAUGACACUGGCGCGCCGCGGCAAAGGCUUCAGCAGAUGCACUUGACCGGGCCCCAAUGCUACCGCGGCCCUCGACGACAAUUCCACGCUCUUUGCUGCAGCAGUACGGCCGUUGAUCAGCAAGCGAGGAUCGCCUGGACCCAGUAGCUUGAAUGACAUACGAUUACAAGAUGGAGAAGUUCGCCGUCGACAAGGUCCUUGACGAGUUCGACUUCAACAAUGACCAAGCGGAGCAAAUGCCAUCGGCCUCUGCUCCCCCCAUGCACCCUUCCAUGCUCCCAGCGAUGCAUUCUUCCAUGCAUCCUGUGAUGCACUCUCAGAUGCACCAACCGAUGCAGGGGCUGCCCAUGCAGUACGGAAUCCCGAAUGUCUAUCAUCAACCUCCGAUGCCCGCUGUGAACAGUGAGCUGGGAAUGAUGAACAUGAUGGUGGAUCCCUCUGGCUUGAAGGGCAACGAGAUGAAUCUUAUGAAGGAGCAGGAAUACCUGGCUGCCGGCAACAUGGAUAAUCUGAGAAAAUCCGAACUCUUGGUGGAUAAUCUAGAUUCUAUAAACCAUUUUUAUACGCAUGAUAGCCUGUUGGACGACAAGCUGCAGCAUAAGUUGAACGUGAAUGUGGGAGAGGCUGAGCCAUCAGCUUUGACUAUACACAAUGACAUAUCCCAAAAGUUGCCCCAGAAACAGCCAAACGAUCACGUUCUGAUCAAUAGCUAUGACAAGAAAUUGAAUCAGUCACACAUGCAGCUUGACGUCGGCAAUGUUUUUAAUAAUUUUAACGAAUACAUGAGCGCUCCAAGCGUUAGCUUGCUUAGUUUAGACGAUGAGAAUGUGGUGAGCAACAUGUAUAAUACUAUACCAAGCGAAGGAAUGGUUAAUAUGACUGACUCUUGUAUGUCAAGUUUUGUAAAGCAUGAAAAAUGCUCUAUAGAUGAUUUACUCACAACUGAGGUGCAAGAUAUGAUGGAUGAUAAGAAGGAUCACAAUGCAGCACCUCCAAAAUAUCAGAAUAUUUUGCUACCUAUCAAGCUAGACACAUGUAAUAAAUCUAGCGAAACUAAGACAAAUGGAAUAGAACCAGAUUUGAAAUUUCCCGAUUUAAUGACAGACACUAAUCAAGCUGUAAGCGCAGGUUUUGAUAAGCCAGAUAAAGUUGUGAAAAGUAUACUGGAUGAGCCAGAACAUGUGUAUGAAAAUGUAUACAUUGGAACCGAUAUUCCAAAGACUCAACAGGUGUUUAAUAAUCCUCUCAAUAAACAAAGAAAAGUAGACCCUGAGAUUGAACAUACUUAUGAAAAUGUAAGUUUUGGAACCCAAAGCAUAAGCUCAGUGCCACAGGAUAAGGAUGGAGUGUAUGAAUGCAUUUAUAUUAGCAAUAGGGAUAACUUACCAGAAACCAACACAGAAUUAGAAAUUGCAGCCAAAAAAAUGGCUGAUCACUUAAAUUUGAAAGAAUCUGAGAGUCAGAAUGUUUGCCCCAUUCCAAGUGCUGCAAGCACCAAUAUAAAACCAGUUUUCCAGAAUGUUCAAUUGGAUAGUGUUCAAGUUCCAGAGCCAAAAUCAGUCAUUGGUUUCACUGAGAUUGAUGACAUGUCUGAAGAAGAGCUAAGCAAGUAUCUGGCUGAUCUUGAAGCAGAGGAAAGGGCGAAUGAAAGAGCUGCAGCAGUAUACGAAAAUAUUGCUGUUGACAAUACUAGAGAAAAUUUAAAAACUAGUUCAUUACCAAUUCAACAACAAGAUGAUGAAGAUGCUAAUGAAGCUCCAAUAUUUGAAGCAGUCACAAUAGGCGAACUGCCUCAAGUUCCUCAACAAGAUCUUGCAGAAAAAGCCAAAAAAUUCCCUGUAAUUGACUAUAACAUUGGAACUAGCAGCAGCAGUAGCAGUGGAGAAAUAUCAAGCGAGUUCUCUUGUCCAAAAAAGCCUGAAACAGCUAGAAUUAGUCUGAAUCAGGUGAAAGCAGAUGAUGAAAGUAAAGUAAAGAAAAGUAAAAAGACAAAUGAAAAAGUGAGAAAAAGUUCAGAUAACACAGAGCCUACAUCACAAGCUUCUAGUCAAAGUGAGCAAAUGAGCAAUAAUGAAGAUAAGGAUACUGAAAAGGAUGAGGAAAACGGAAACUAUGUGACUACCAAUGAGUCAGAUGAUAAACAGAAUAACCUAGAUGCCAAAACACUGGCUCUUGCUGAAGAAAAUAAAAAUUUUAAUUCCACUGAAAGCACAACAUCCGAGCAACUUGAUAAUACUGAUGUUAAAAAUUUACAGAAUAAUGAUCAAAAUAUCAUCAUCACCUCGGAUGAUAAUAAAUUGGCAAAUACCAGAACACCAGUUAGGAACACAGAAACUAUUUCAAGAUUUUCAGUGACUAGGAAUGUAGAUGUUAAUGAUAAACUAGGUGGCAGACCUAUUCCUUCACAAUCACAUAAUAUAGUCAAGCACACAGAAAACAGUAAUUCAGAGCUUGAUGAAAGCAGUGAUGAUGAUCCCAAUAGACCAUCCAGACCUCAAACGUUGAAUGUCGUGUCAACAGUAAAUAUGUCAGAUUCUUCUGCAGGAGCUUGUUGCAAUCGAGAAACGUCGGAUGUUGAGGGUGAUAAAGACAGCGGUCGAGUUCCAUCCCCGGAUGUAUCAGAAAAUUCUUCAAUGGAGUCUGGUACUGUAUUAGGAAAGCAGCCACCGUUCUGGGUACCAGAUAGUGACGCGCCAAAUUGCAUGCUGUGCGAUAUGAAAUUCACGGUUGUCAAGAGAAGGCAUCACUGCAGAGCAUGCGGCAAGGUUUUCUGUAACAAGUGCUGCAGCAACAAGUUGAGGCUAGAAUACCAGAAGACUAUCGAUUCUAGAGUGUGCAUUCCAUGCCAUCAAGUUCUGACAAAACCUGAAAGUGACACUGGAUCAGGAGACUAUGCCGGAUUCUCAACUAUGAACAGCACCGGAAUCAACUCUCCUCAGGGGAGACCGCCUAAUCCAAAUAAUCCAAUGGAGUACUGUUCAAAAAUCCCACCUUUGGAACAGUUGGCAGGUGGUUUGCCACCUGCACCUCCUACAGUCAUGGUACCAGUCGGCGUGCUCAAACGCGAGGGAAGUUCGAAGCAGCGAUCUGAGGGACCCAAGUCCGUAAUGUUCAGUGACGGAAUAAGGCCUGGCUGUGACCUGACAGAGCUCGACACCUCAUGGGAUUGGAAAGGACCAUCCGCUGCCGCGAGAAACCCGGUGCCCAGGAGAACGAUCGGAGCGGGUUACGUGGCGUCGUCCUCGAGCAAGAAGCAAAAUUGUCCACCGAUCGACGCGAAAACUAAUAGCUAUAUUCCUCAGGACCCGGCAGCUCUGCCUCCCACGGUGACGAUACAUAAAGGACAGAUCACUUAUCACCAAGUCACCGACCCUGUGAGUCUCUGCGCAUCGCUGAAAAAUGAAUGCGAACCUCCAGUUAUGUUUGCCAUUCAACGUAAUCUCUUCGCUCUUGUAAAAAUAAUAAAUUUGAAUUGCUGCGUUAAUAGAAUAUGCUGGAAUGUGACUUCGAAAGGCUUGGCUUGUGUUGGUCAAGACGAAAUAGUUUUCCUAGUCGAAACUUUGCCAGACGAGACCCAAGUGCCGAAAGAUCUGCUUUUACAUAUUAAUCUGAUUUACCACGAAGCUGCUAAAGGAAACACAAUACCCGAGUAUGGAAUGUCCAUACAUCAAGAGGGAAACUUGCUUGGAUCUCGGGAACACGUAGGAUUUCUUUUUAUAAGACAGACACUUCAGUGCUUACAGAAAGUUAUCGUUCCUCCAGCCCCCUUCCUCGUCGGGCUCCUAGUCCACAGGUGGGAAACUCCUUGGGCCAAAGUAUUUCCGCUACGUCUGGUGUUGCGUUUAGGUGCUGAAUAUCGGUAUUAUCCAUGUCCGUUGGUAUCCGUCCGCUUGCGAAAUUCUGUGUACUUGGAAAUUGGCCACACGAUCAUGAAAGUUCUAGCGGAUUUCCGUAACUUUGCUUAUACUUUACCCAAAGUUCAGGGAAUGACGAUUCACAUGGAAGGCAAUACUACGAACGUUCGAUUUCCGAAAAAUCGAUACAACCAGGUGAUCAAGGGACUGAACAAUUCCAACGAUCACGUACUUGCUUUCGCGUCUAACUUUAGUAUUCAGGCCGAUUCUCACCUAGUGUGCAUACAAGUUGCUGUGAAUAACGAGGAAGACAGCGGUUAUCAAACUCAGGCUAUAAAUAUACAGAAUAAACCUAGAAAAGUAACUGGUGCAAGUUUCAUUGUCAUAAAUGGUGCGCUCAAGUCGUCAAUGGGUCUUUCUGCGAAAUCUAGCAUAGUAGAGGACGGCUUGAUGGUUCAAAUAAUGCCGGAAAAAAUGGAAGCCUUAAAAGCUGCGCUUAAGAAUAUGCAAGAUUUUACUAUUGGCUGUGGCAAACAAGGUGCUCCCGAACCUGAUGAAAUUGUGAAUAUUAAAUGGGUGGAAAAAGAUACUCAAUUUAAUCUUGGUGUAAAAAGCCCCAUCGACAGCAAGCCUAUGGACGGAAUCCCAUCCAUAAGAGUGCACAACGGAAUUAAUUAUGUGGGAACAAGCAGGUUUAUACGUUGGACAGAAGUAUUUAUAAUAAAGUCGGACGACGAUCAACCAUUCGGGAUGCACUAUCCUGUGGAUAUAAAUAAACUCUCGGAGAGUAUAGCUAGAGCGACCUGUACAGCGCUUGUCAAACUAUUGGAUUUAUUGGCGAACGCGGGACUUGUGAAAAUUGCUGUGAGAGCAACUAUUCAACCCGACAACGUUGGAUACGAGGCAGGAAGCGAGGGAACACGUUUACCACCUAUUUAUAUGAAUAGUUUAGAUAACGAACUUGUACAAGUUUUACAAAAAGCUGUACAAGGCUGUGAGGAUACACAAAUUGUACUAGAACUAGUAUUUUAUGUACUAGAGACUGAAAACUAGAGUGCUUGGGUCUUUAUUUCUUUAUUGCUGGUUAAUUGAUGAACGUGUAUCUUAGAUUUAUAAACUACAAUGUUUUUGAUACUUUAGCACAUUUAUUCUAAAAUCAAAAAAGUUUUACGCAAUUUUAUACAGCAAAUUUAUAUGUUCAUAAUCAUUGUUAUAGUAAAAAAAUUCUUGUGUGUUUUACAGCUCUCGAGUAAUCGGGGGACACGUUUAAAUGCGUUUAUUCGAUUUAACAACUUUUUCUAAUGAUAGAGUUUAAACGGAAAAUUUUUUGUUCUUGACAUUUGCUUCAUAUAAAAACAACGCCGUAUACGUUUACCAUUACAGUAUAAGCGCGUUUGUAUGACUAGAGAGAGACCUAAUAUAUAAAAAGGGUGAGUGCAAUGAGAUAUACAUACGAAACCUUGCUCGAACUAUAAACGGAAAUGAUACUGAAAAUUGAUUUAUAAAAACAGGGUGAAUUAACGAGUUUGGCUUAGAAUCUGAAUUUCGUUAUCUAGAUGAAAAAUUGUAUGAAUAGAGACUAGAUUAAAGCAACUUGAUAACUUGAUUGAUCAACUUUUUAUGAUAUGCCAUGUAAAAGUAAUUUUUCUAGUAAAUGUCGAUUCUAAACUUUUAUUUUCUCUUUAAAUAAUCAGUGGUGUACAGCUUUUCGAUGUUUUUUUGAAUUAUGAAUAGAUAUAUUAUGUAUAGUAAAAUAGUAAAACAGCCUAAAAAUUUGGUAGUAAUAGAAGAGUAGAAGGUUUGACGAAUGAGCUACGUUUGUUAAUGCGAGUACGAUCGUUAAAGAGAAUAAUGUACAAAACAAUAAAGUCUUACCUUUUUCUGCGAAAAGCUUUAAUUUGCCAAAGACUUGCAGAAAUAUUGUUGUAUAAUCAUUAAUACGCAUAGAUAAAAUCAGAAAACUAUCUGGAAACGACCGAUAUAUUAGUCUCAAGUAGUUGAAAUUACUUGAAUACGAUCUGAAUAACAUAUAUUUAUGUAAAUUAAGGAAAAGGAGGUAUUUUAAUGUAAGAUUGAUUUGUAACAAUAACGAGAUGAUUGGGGUGUUUUACAGCGUGACAAGAAAUCCGGUCAAUCAAUGAUUUGUAAAAUUUUUGUUGGACCUAAUUUGUUAAACUAUAUUACUUCUAAAAUAAUUAUUUUUAUAACCGAACGUCGUUUUGUAAGAUUAAGUACUGCAUUUUUUAUACGACGAAAAUAUGUAUGCAGCCGAUUUCUUGGCUCACUGUGAUUUGACGGUUAAUUUUGUACAGUUGCUUAAGAAUUUCUCGUAUUCGUUAUUCUAAUGUUAAAUUAAUCUAGUUAUUAUGCUGUUAUCGAAAAUUGUUGGAAAAAAGAAUAUUGUAUACUGUUACUUAAUGAUGAAGAAGAGAUUGUUUAAAUCACGUAACGUUACUUCUUGCAAAGACGAUUCUUCAUUAUUCCAACUUCCGAACACAUAUAAUCUUUACAUAUAGAGUAACAAACAAAACAUAAUAAUUGUAUCCGUUUCAAGUUGUCAUGUAAGAAAACGAACUUAUUAUGUAAUUCCUGUUUCUUAUUUACAUUUUAUUACACUUUUUAUAAAUGCGUCGACGUUUUGUCAGAUCAACAAUCGGCGGACGUAUGAUAUAUUUCUUCACGCAACUAUGAGCGAACUUUUCUUCUUUAUUUGUUCAGAUUCGGCGUCUAAAUUCGAGCUGCAUAAUAAUGUAUAUAUAAGCAAGUGAAUAAAUUUGUAAAUACUAAAAAUUC
Messenger RNA from Nasonia vitripennis (jewel wasp), 7052 nucleotides. RefSeq names its product zinc finger FYVE domain-containing protein 16 (gene Sara). Gene Ontology annotation, biological process: endosomal transport. Gene Ontology annotation, molecular function: metal ion binding. The transcript has 16 exons. Bases 558 to 5312 code for a protein of 1584 amino acids. Gene Ontology annotation, cellular component: early endosome membrane. The record is from RefSeq and is a predicted model, not a curated record. NCBI's taxonomy places the organism in Eukaryota, Metazoa, Arthropoda, Insecta, Hymenoptera, Pteromalidae.